AUGGCAGAGCUGGGAGCUGAGAACGGAAAGCCAGGGACCAGUCAGCGAACAGGCACCUCAUUGGCUUGGCUCAGGGUUGAUCGGCGAGAUCGGCAAAAGGGGGUUUUUGUGGGCGCCAAGGUGCUCGGCCGGCCGAUUUACUUUUUGGAGACUACGACCUCUGUCGAUCUGGCCGGCUCUGUCGGACAAAGCUCCAAGCAUCAAGGAAAGUCAAAGGGCAAAGUCAGCAGUAGUCAGCAGUCAGCACCAAUGCGUUUCGGGGCACCACCUCUUGUCGUGGUCCGCCAAUAUGUGCUUAGCUCCGUCUUGGAUGAGGCCAUCACAAGCUAA
Neurospora crassa OR74A is the source of this 330-nucleotide messenger RNA. RefSeq lists its product as hypothetical. The transcript has 2 exons. The record is from RefSeq and is a predicted model, not a curated record. Bases 1 to 330 code for a protein of 109 amino acids. NCBI's taxonomy places the organism in Eukaryota, Fungi, Ascomycota, Sordariomycetes, Sordariales, Sordariaceae.